This is a messenger RNA of Mollisia scopiformis, 527 nucleotides long. RefSeq lists its product as uncharacterized. The transcript has a single exon. The record is from RefSeq and is a predicted model, not a curated record. Bases 115 to 387 code for a protein of 90 amino acids. Lineage: Eukaryota; Fungi; Ascomycota; Leotiomycetes; Helotiales; Mollisiaceae.
AGACACCGUCAUCGGGUCCUGGGCUGGGUAUUUUGCAUGGGACACUGGCGUUAAACUCGAUUGUAACCCCAAUUCGCUGGGAAAGGCCUUUCUGCUGCAUUUACACACGGGACGAUGUCUGUCUUCUUUCCUUUUCGCGAUUUUUCGAGGCGGCGAUACAAACAAAAUGUUGUUGCAUGGGGGAAAAUGAAAGAAAGACAAACUCUCGACUUUGCGAUUGCUACUUACACCUGGUUUACUUAUCUUUCUUUUCUUUUGUACAUUUUGCGAGGCGAAUGCCCGCUUGGUUUUUGGGUCUCGGCGGGUGAAGGACCUGGUUAUGGUUCUGGUUUGCGAAAUUUCUUCAGACCCCCCUUCGCUGAGAAGAGGAGUCCUGAUUUUCCUUGACAGUGGACAGAUGGAUGGAUGAAAAUGGGCACCGGAUCUCGAAUAAGAUGGUGUGGCAUGUCGAUGUUGUAGACUGAUAGUCAGCAAUAUGAGAUAUAAAAUUGCCUUGAUGUCUCUUGAUGAUCUUGUGAUGUGCUAAU